AUGCCCGACGUAUCAGGAGCUAACGGCACCAAUGGCCGAACGGUGCCAGUUGCUAAUGGCAAGGCCAGCUACGCCGAGAAGCACAAUAUCGCAGACCACUUCAUUGGAGGAAGCAGACUGGAAAAUGCGGCACCCAGUAAGGUCAAGGACUUUGUUGCUCAACAUGACGGACACACAGUCAUCACCAACGUUUUGAUUGCCAACAACGGUAUCGCUGCCGUCAAAGAGAUCCGAUCUGUGCGAAAAUGGGCAUACGAAACGUUUGGCGAUGAGAGAGCAAUUCACUUUACCGUGAUGGCUACUCCCGAAGAUUUACAGGCCAAUGCCGACUAUAUUCGAAUGGCUGACCAUUACGUCGAAGUUCCUGGCGGCACCAAUAACCACAAUUACGCAAACGUUGAGCUGAUUGUGGAUAUUGCUGAGCGUAUGAACGUCCACGCUGUUUGGGCUGGCUGGGGUCACGCUUCCGAAAAUCCCAAACUGCCAGAAUCUCUGGCUGCCUCACCAAACAAGAUUGUCUUCAUUGGUCCUCCUGGAUCCGCCAUGCGAUCACUUGGUGACAAGAUCUCGUCCACAAUUGUAGCUCAACACGCCGCUGUACCUUGCAUUCCCUGGUCUGGAACCGGUGUCGACGCUGUUGAAGUUGACAAGAAGGGUAUCGUCACUGUUGCGGACGAUGUCUAUGCCAAGGGUUGCGUGACCUCCUGGCAAGAGGGCUUGGAAAAGGCCAAAGAAAUCGGCUUCCCCGUCAUGAUCAAGGCCUCAGAAGGUGGCGGUGGUAAGGGUAUUCGUAAGGCUUUGAGCGAGGAUGGCUUUGAGGCUCUCUACAAGGCCGCUGCCAGCGAAAUUCCCGGCUCCCCCAUCUUCAUCAUGAAAUUGGCUGGCAAUGCCAGACAUUUGGAAGUUCAGCUGCUUGCUGAUCAAUACGGCAACAACAUCUCUCUCUUCGGCAGAGAUUGCUCUGUUCAGCGACGACACCAAAAGAUUAUUGAGGAAGCCCCUGUCACCAUUGCCAAGUCGGACACCUUCAAGGCCAUGGAGGAUGCUGCUGUCCGUUUGGGUAAAUUGGUCGGCUACGUUUCUGCUGGUACUGUGGAAUAUCUGUACUCGCACGCCGACGACAAGUUUUACUUCCUCGAGCUGAACCCACGUCUCCAGGUCGAGCAUCCCACUACUGAAAUGGUCAGCGGUGUUAACUUGCCCGCUGCCCAGCUUCAGAUUGCCAUGGGUCUGCCUUUGCAUCGCAUUCGCGAUAUCCGAGUCUUGUACGGCGUCGAUCCCAGAACCUCGGGUGAGAUUGAUUUUGAGUUCAAAAACGAGGGUACCGCCCAAGCUCAACGUCGCCCUACGCCCACCGGCCACACCACUGCUUGCCGUAUCACCUCCGAGGAUCCUGGUGAGGGCUUCAAGCCUUCCAAUGGUGUGAUGCACGAGUUGAACUUUCGAAGUAGCUCAAAUGUCUGGGGCUACUUCUCUGUCGGUACUCAGGGUGGUAUUCACAGCUACUCCGACAGUCAGUUUGGCCACAUUUUCGCCUAUGGCGAGAACCGACAGGCGUCCCGUAAACAUAUGGUUGUCGCCCUGAAAGAACUGAGCAUUCGCGGUGACUUCAAGACUACUGUCGAGUAUCUCAUCAAAUUGCUGGAAACCGAGGCUUUCGAAGACAACACCAUCUCCACUGGCUGGCUCGACGAGCUCAUUUCCAAGCGUCUCACCGCUGAGCGACCAGACACCAUGUUGGCUGUCGUUUGCGGCGCCAUUACCAAGGCUCACAUUGCUAGUGAAGCCUGCAUGGCCGAAUACCGCGGUGGCCUGGAGAAGGGCCAGGUUCCCUCCAAGGAAAUUCUCAAAACCGUUUUCAACAUUGACUUCAUUUACGAGGGUUUCCGAUACAAGUUCACUGCUACCCGAGCCAGCGCCGACAGCUACCACCUCUUCAUUAACGGCUCCAAGUGCACUGUAGGAGUCCGAGCUCUCAGUGACGGUGGUUUGCUGAUCCUCCUCGACGGACACAGCCACAAUGUCUACUGGAAGGAGGAAGUUGGCGCCACUCGUUUAUCCGUUGACAGCAAGACCUGCUUGCUCGAGCAGGAGAACGAUCCCACCCAGCUGCGAACUCCUAGUCCCGGCAAGCUGGUUCAAUAUGCCGUGGAGAACGGUGCACAUGUCAAGGCUGGCCAGACCUACGCUGAAGUCGAGGUCAUGAAGAUGUACAUGCCUCUUGUUGCCCAAGAGGAUGGCAUUGUACAGCUCAUCAAGCAGCCAGGUGCCACCCUCGAAGCCGGUGACAUUCUUGGUAUCCUUGCCCUGGAUGACCCCAGCCGUGUGAAGCAGGCUCAGGCUUUUGUUGACAAGCUGCCUCCCUAUGGCGACCCAGUCGUUGUCGGUUCCAAACCCGCCCAGCGCUUCUCUGUACUCCGUUCCAUUAUGCUCAAUAUCUUGAACGGAUAUGACAACUCUGUCGUCAUGGCCGCGGCUCUGAAGGAGCUUAUUGAGGUCCUUCGAAAUCCUGAUCUUCCUUACAGCGAAUGGAAUGCUCAAUUCUCAGCUCUCCACGCCCGCAUGCCCCAGAAGCUUGAUUCGCAGUUCGCUCAGAUUGUUGAGCGAUCCAAGGCUCGCCACUCCGAGUUUCCAGCCAAGGCUUUGCAGAAGGCAUUCCAGAAGUUCCUUGAAGAGGGUCUACCCGCCAACGAUGCCGAGACAUUGAAGAAUACGCUUGCUCCUCUCACUGAAGUUCUCGAUGCCUAUGUUGAGGGCUCCAAGGUCCACGAGCUUAACUUCAUCCAGUCAUUGAUUGAGGCCUAUGUCGAUGUGGAGAAACUGUUCCUUGGCCACUCUCAGGAGGACAGCGUUAUUCUUCGUCUGCGUGACCAAAACAAGGACAACCUCGCCAAGGUUGUUCAGACUGUUCUUUCUCACAGCCGCGUCGGCGCCAAGAGUUCUCUCAUCCUUGCUAUUCUUGACGAAUAUCGCCCCAACAAGCCCAACGUUGGCAACAUCGGCAAAUAUCUCCGUGACCCUCUGCGCAAGCUGACGGAACUUUCCUCCCGUCCCACGUCCAAGGUCUCGCUCAAGGCACGUGAGAUUAUGAUCCAGUGCUCUCUACCUUCUUUGGAAGAACGUACCGCUCAGAUGGAGCACAUUUUGCGAUCCUCCGUCAUUGAGUCUCGAUAUGGAGAAAGCGGAUGGGAUCACCGUGAGCCCAACCUGGACGUGAUCAAGGAAGUUGUCGACUCGAAAUACACCGUCUUUGACGUUCUGCCCCUCUUCUUUGGCCACGAGGAUCCUUGGGUCGGACUGGCUGCAUUGGAAGUUUACGUCCGCCGAGCUUACCGUGCUUAUAUUCUCAAGAAGAUUGACUACCACAACGACGAGACUGACUCGCCGCAAUUUGUCUCUUGGGAUUUCCAGCUGCGAAAGAUUGGUCAGUCUGAGUUUGGUCUGCCUCUUCAGUCUGCCGCUCCAUCAACUCCCGGAACCCCUGGAGUUCACGACGCCAAUGUCAAGCGCAUCUACUCUAUUAGCGACAUGUCGUACCUGACCAGCAAGUGGGAAGAAGAGCCUACUCGCAAGGGUAUCAUUGUUCCUUGCAAGUACUUGGAUGAUGCGGAUGAGCUCCUCCAGAAGGCUCUUGAGACUUUGGCUUUCCACAACAAGCAGAACCGCCAGCACAAUGCUACAGCCAUCCUCAAUGACCUCAGCGGCAAGCGAAAGCCUUUCAACGCCGUUCAGAGAGAUGCCAAGACCGAGGACGAGCUGUCUGCUGUCAUCAACGUUGCUGUCCGUGACGCAGAGAGCAAUGAUGACAAGGAGCUUAUGGCUCGCAUCAAGCCUAUCGUCGAGCAGUUCCGAAGCGAGUUGUUGGUUCGUGGCGUGCGCCGCCUGACAUUCAUCUGCGGCCAUGGGGACGGCUCUUAUCCUGGAUACUUCACCUUCCGUGGCCCCGAGUACUUGGAGGACGAUAGCAUUCGUCACAGUGAGCCUUCUCUUGCUUUCCAGCUUGAGCUGGCACGCCUUGCCAAAUUCCACAUCAAACCCGUGUUCACCGAAAACAAGAACAUUCACGUUUACGAGGCUGUUGGCAAGGCUGUUGACACCGACAAGCGAUACUUCACCCGUGCUGUCAUCCGACCUGGUCGUCUCCGCGACGAGAUUCCCACCGCCGAGUACCUCAUCUCUGAGGCUGACCGCGUCAUCAACGAUAUCUUUGACGCCCUUGAGAUUAUCGGCAACAAUUCUUCCGAUCUUAACCACAUCUUCAUGAACUUUACUCCUGUGUUCCAGUUGGACCCCAAGGCUGUGGAGCAGAGUCUCCAAGGCUUCCUGGACCGUUUCGGCGCUCGAGGUUGGCGAUUGCGUGUCGCUCAGGUGGAAAUCCGUAUUAUUUGCACCGAUCCAUCAACCAGCACCCCUUACCCGCUCCGUGUUGUUAUCACCAACACAUCCGGAUAUGUCGUGGACGUCGACAUGUAUGCCGAGCGGAAGUCAGAGAAGGGCGAGUGGGUGUUCCACAGCAUCGGUGGCACUAGCGAGAAGGGAUCUAUGCACUUGCUCCCUGUCACCACUCCAUACGCAACGAAGAAUGCCCUCCAGCCCAAGCGAUACAAGGCUCACCUCAUGGGAACUCAGUACGUCUAUGACUUCCCCGAGCUCUUCCGCCAAGCUAUCCAGAACAGCUGGGCCAGGGCUGUAAAGGACCAGCCAGCUCUGGCUUCUCAGCAGCCCAAGGUUGGUGAUUGCAUCUCCUACACCGAGCUUGUUCUUGACGACAAGGACACCCUCCAAGAGGUCAACCGUGAGCCUGGAACCAAUGCGUGCGGCAUGGUUGGCUGGAUCUUCAAGGCUCGUACUCCCGAGUAUCCUAGCGGCCGCCGAUUCAUUGUUGUCGCUAACGACAUUACCUACAACAUUGGUUCCUUCGGUCCUAAGGAAGACAACUUUUUCCACAAGUGCACCGAGCUGGCUCGAAAGCUUGGAAUUCCCCGCAUCUAUCUGUCUGCUAACUCUGGUGCUCGCCUGGGCCUCGCCAAUGAGUUAAUGCCUUUCUUCAAGGUUGCUUGGAAUGAUCCCGCCAAGCAAGAUGCCGGCUUCCGCUACCUGUACCUGGAUGAGAAGACCAAGGAGAACUUCAAGGAUGAGGUCAUGACCGAAGAAGUCACAGAGGAUGGUGAAAAGCGCCACAAGAUUGUCACCAUUGUCGGACGUGAGGACGGCCUUGGUGUGGAGUGUUUGAGAGGCUCUGGUCUCAUCGCUGGUGCUACUAGCCGUGCCUACAACGAUAUUUUCACCGUGACCCUGGUUACCUGCAGAUCAGUUGGUAUUGGUGCUUACCUGGUCCGUCUUGGUCAGCGUGCUGUCCAGAUUGAAGGCCAGCCCAUUAUCCUGACUGGCGCCCCCGCGUUGAACAACUUGCUCGGUCGUGAGGUGUACACUUCUAAUCUGCAGCUUGGUGGCACCCAGAUCAUGUACCGAAAUGGUGUCUCCCACAUGACUGCCAAUGAUGACUUUGCCGGUGUCUCUCGCAUUGUCGAGUGGAUGUCAUUCGUACCUGAGAAGCGUAACGGUCCCAUCCCUGUCAGCCCCAGCUCCGACUCUUGGGACCGUGACGUUGUUUACUGCCCACCACAGAAGCAGGCGUUUGACGUCCGCUGGAUGAUCUCUGGCAAGCAUGAAUCUGAUGGUGGCUUCCAGAGUGGUCUGUUUGACAAGGACUCCUUUGUUGAGACCCUUGGAGGCUGGGCCCGAACCGUUGUUGUCGGCCGUGCACGUCUUGGUGGUAUCCCAAUGGGUGUCAUUGCUGUCGAAACUCGCUCUGUCGAGAACAUUACUCCUGCCGAUCCCGCCAACCCCGACUCCAUCGAGCAGGUCAGCAACGAGGCUGGUGGUGUCUGGUACCCCAACUCAGCAUUCAAGACUGCUCAAGCCAUCAACGACUUUAACUACGGUGAACAGCUGCCGUUGAUGAUCCUGGCCAACUGGAGAGGUUUCUCUGGUGGUCAGCGAGAUAUGUACAACGAAGUCCUCAAGUAUGGUUCGUUUAUCGUCGACGCGCUCGUCAAGUAUGAACAGCCCAUCUUCGUGUACAUUCCACCUUUUGGCGAGCUCCGUGGUGGAUCCUGGGUCGUUGUUGAUCCCACCAUCAACCCCACUGCCAUGGAGAUGUACGCUGAUGUCGAGGCCCGUGGUGGUGUCCUCGAACCCGAGGGUAUCAUUGGUAUCAAGUAUCGCAAGGAGAAGCAGCUGGAGACCAUGGCUCGCAUGGAUCCCACCUAUGCUAAUCUGAAGAAGCAACUUGAUGACAAGAACUUGACUCCCGAGGAAGCUGCUGAAAUCAAGAAGAAGGUGGUGGCUCGCGAGAAGGAGCUGCUGCCCGUCUAUGCCCAGAUUGCUGUGCAGUUUGCCGACCUGCACGACCGCGCUGGACGUAUGAAGGCCAAGGGUACCAUUCGUGACUCUCUGGAAUGGGUCAAUUCUCGCCGAUACUUUUACUGGCGUUUGCGUCGCCGUCUCAACGAGGAGUAUAUCCUCCGACGCAUGGCCACGAGUGUUUUGUCGUCGUCAUCCAACGACUCAAACUCGUCUAAGGCGACGGACCUGCGAGGCCACAACCUGCACCUGCUACAGAGCUGGUCCGGCAUUGUCGGUUUCGACACCAGCGACCGAGAAGUUGCCGAGUGGUACGAGAAGGAGAGAAAGACUAUUGGAGAGAAGGUGGAUGCUCUCAAGGCAGAACACCUUGCUGCUGAGGUUGCUGAAGUUGUCCGCAGCCAGAAGACGGCUGGAUGGAAGGGUGUACGUGAGGUGCUCAGAGUCAUGCCCGUUGAGGAGCGGGACGCGAUUCUCAAGUAUCUCAAGGAAUAA
Pochonia chlamydosporia 170 is the source of this 6861-nucleotide messenger RNA. Its product is annotated as acetyl-CoA carboxylase. The record is from RefSeq and is a predicted model, not a curated record. Gene Ontology annotation, biological process: fatty acid biosynthetic process. Gene Ontology annotation, molecular function: metal ion binding; acetyl-CoA carboxylase activity; ATP binding. Bases 1 to 6861 code for a protein of 2286 amino acids. NCBI's taxonomy places the organism in Eukaryota, Fungi, Ascomycota, Sordariomycetes, Hypocreales, Clavicipitaceae. The transcript has 3 exons.